AAAUUUAUAGUAUUUGAAGUAACACUACUAACAGACAUGAAUCGUCUUGUAUCAUUUUAAAGUCGAUCAUUUAUUAGGUGCAUGAUUAUUGUUUAUUGUUAUCAAUAUAACGUGUAAUAUUUUAUUAGCUUGUUUCUUCGAUCAUAUACUUAACAUUAUAACAACAUCGCAUUCUAUUCGAAUCGUUUUAAAUGGCUGACGAAACUGACGAGUUUCCGCCCAAUGUACUCAGUAUACUGGAGACCGCUUCGAAAGAAAUACUGAGCAAACAGGACGGAUGUUAUUUUACGGUGGAUAACUCAACCAACGAAGAUGUUAAUGAUAAGUUUUUUUAUAACUCAGACGAGCUGGCAGAAUUUAUUAACUUCGAUAUGAUUGGAGAAGAAAAUGACGAUGUGGAAGCUUUUAACCACCUCAUUACUGAUGAAAACUACCAAGAUCUAACUGGCGAUCGCAAGGUGUUAAAAAUAUUACAGGAACAAGGAAUUGGUCAAGUUGUACCUGAAAACUAUGUAGUUUUUAUACAUUAUAUUGCUUAUAUAUCAAACCUUCAAGAACCAUUUGAUGUUACAUAUAUUCAAGGAAGACGACCAAAAAAAUUUACAUUGGGUAAUGGUGAACUCAUACCAGGAUUAGAAAUGGGUAUAAAAACAAUGACUACGGGUGAACACGCAAGGUUUAUAAUAAAGCCAGAAUUAGCUUACAAAGAAUUAGGAUGCCCACCUCGCAUACCACCAAAGGCAACUAUUCUAUUUGAUGUCCAUCUUGUUUCCUUUUUAUCGCCUGAAAAUAUCUUAAUCUUUGACAGAGAAAAUCGUGAUCCUAACUUGUUUAAUAAAACUCUUGUACAAGUUAAAAAAUUACAUUUUGAAGCUAAUGAACAAUUUAAACUUAAGAAUAUGGAAAAAGCUAUAUAUAAGUAUAACAGAGCACUGGAACUACUGCAUUUAGCUGGAUGCAAAAAUAACAAUGAAGAAAUAGAAAUGAUGAAAUAUUUGAAUAAAUUUUAUACAAAUUUAAGCUUAUGCUAUUUAAAGCAAUGUGCUUUUAAUAAAGUAUGUCGUAUGGGUAUGGAGGCAAUGAAAUAUUCAGAAAGGUUUUCUAAACGCUCUGUAAAAUUAUUUUUUAACUGGGGUAAAGCAUUACGCUUACUUAAAAAUUUUACAGAAGCAAAGAAAAAGAUUCAAAUUGCACUGAAACUUGAACCUCAAAAUGAAACAAUACAUGAUGAAAAUUAUAAAUUAGAAAAAGAUCAAAAAUUUCAUCAUAACAUUGAGUUAAUUACAUUUAAAGAUGAAAAUAAUGCUGACGAUAAUGAAAGGUUGGCUCCUGAAUUUUGGGAAGUAUUCAAUACACGUUUAAUCGAGUUUUAUAAUGGUGAGGAUGAUGUAUUAACAGUUAUGUUAAACAAAAACCCAGAUGACUUUGAAGUAGUUAAAAAUAAAGCAAGUACUUAUGGCCUACAAGUUCACUUUAUCACAAAAGCUGGUGUUCAGACAAAUUGUAUUGCUAUCCAAAAAUAACUAAUUGUUAAAGUUAAUUUAAUUUAAUUUCUAAAUUAAAAAUUGUCAAAGAUUCUUAUUUUUU
Melanaphis sacchari is the source of this 1587-nucleotide messenger RNA. Its product is annotated as inactive peptidyl-prolyl cis-trans isomerase FKBP6-like. The record is from RefSeq and is a predicted model, not a curated record. Gene Ontology annotation, molecular function: protein binding; peptidyl-prolyl cis-trans isomerase activity. Lineage: Eukaryota; Metazoa; Arthropoda; Insecta; Hemiptera; Aphididae. The coding region runs from base 192 to 1523 and encodes 443 amino acids. The transcript has 2 exons.